Arachis ipaensis is the source of this 1215-nucleotide messenger RNA. The record is from RefSeq and is a predicted model, not a curated record. NCBI's taxonomy places the organism in Eukaryota, Viridiplantae, Streptophyta, Magnoliopsida, Fabales, Fabaceae.
CAGUUGGAGGCAGUCAGUCUGGCGCACUUAUACAGAUCGUUGUGUCGUGCUUCACGAUACAACUGUAAAGAGAUGGACGGCCCACUGAUACUGCUUUUUGUUUGGGCGUGGGAGCGUAUGCCGCUCCUGGCACCUAUACCCCGCGAUCAGCUCGGCGACGUCGGUAUUCCACUUGCGCGAAGGUGGAGCCAUUGGCGCCGACAUACACGAUAUAUCCGGAGGCCUACUGCGCAUUUUAGGCGAGGACUCGACGACAUGGGAGUUGACGAUUUUAUAUGGCGGCCGUAUAUGGGAGUGUGGGUUCCGGAUGUCCUCGCUGCUCAGUUGGUUAUGUGCUCCACGCAGUCGCCGCUAGUGUCCUUCGAGUGCAUAGAAUGGCACCCGACAGACCGAGUUAGGCGACAGUUCGAGAUGCAACAGCUUCCACCAGGCCCGGCGUUCGACCUUGGUCGUGAUCAUUGCAAGCGGUUGACAGGAGCACAGAACCAUGACUGGAGAGAGAUUUACAGUCAAUGGGUUAACAGGUGGAGAUCUGACCGCUAUAACACAUUGCAAUUAGGCGAGGAGAUUAUUGACUUUCAUCCUCUCCCAGUGUACUAUGAGUGGUACACACAGCAGUAUAGGAUUCACCUGCGACUGUCAGAUAGAGUUGCAGGUGAAGAGGCUGGCGCCGAUGAACCACAGCAGCAACAGGAAGACGCAGCUGGUCCUCAGCAGCAAGUCCCGCCUCAUGAGCAAUAGUUGAACUUGCCUUGAACUUCUGCAAUAACAGACUUCACCUUUAUCGAGGGGUCUGCUUCGACCAAUGGCCUAAUGGCAUCUGCAAUUGUGUCUGAGUCCAACUUGGCAUGAUCUUGUGAAAUCGUGCCCAUGGUGCACGUGUGCUUGUCAUUGUAUCUCCUGAUCUCCCAACAAGCUUUUUUUCGAAUCAAGCUAGCUCGGAUAAGCUAGUCACACCCUGCACCAUACCCCUUGCAUUUCGCAUAGAAUGUCUGCGGCUCAGACUCAUACACAGUGUAAUCAACUCCUCUAGAGAUGGUGUAGCUUUUGAUUGCAGAUAUCACCGACUCUCUCGAACCAAAUUCCAUUCCGACACUAAACUCGCCAUCUUCCGCCGCAACAUUGCCUUCACCUACGACAUGCGCACCGCCAUCAGUCAGACAAGGCAAAUAAAAUAAGCACUAUAGAAAACUUCAGUUAAUAAUUAUGACAUAC